Molecule: messenger RNA, 633 nt
Organism: Stegodyphus dumicola
Lineage: Eukaryota; Metazoa; Arthropoda; Arachnida; Araneae; Eresidae
Molecular function (GO): nucleic acid binding
Source: RefSeq, a predicted model, not a curated record
AUGAACUAUGGAAAUUUUGAAAAAUGGGUGUUGGAAAAGCUUCUUCCAAAUUUACGACCUCAAAGUGUGGUAUGCAUGGAUAAUGCCCCGUAUCACACAAAAAUUGAAGAUCCGACACCCACGAAAUAUGCUACAAAGCAAACAAUGGUAAAUUGGCUGAUGAAGAAGACGAUAUGCUGCGAUCCCAAAAUGCGAAAAGCGGAACUGUUCAGCUUAAUAGAAUGCAAUCGUCCUAAAAAAGUUAUAUAUAAAAUUGACAACAUCAUAAAGGAAAAUGGGCAUCAUGUUGUGCGUCUCCCUCCUUACCACUGUGAUCUAAACGCAAUUGAAUACGUUUGGUCAUCAGUUAAAAGACUGAUCAGGGAAAGGAAUGUGACUGGGGACUUAAGCUUGGAAAAUUUGAAAAAUUUAACACAAAAAGCUUUGGAUGAAGUCACUUCUCAAGAAUGGCAGGCGCACUGCAACCACGUAGAAAAACUUGAAAAUUAUUAUUGGGACAAGGACGAACUUUUAGAAGAGAUAGUGGAUGGAUUAAUAAUUCAAACUGGCAGCAGCGAUUCUGAUUCUGAUUCAGAAGAAACGGAAUCUUGCGACAGUGACUCAGAUGACUUUUCAGAUGUUAUACCUCUAUAA